Molecule: messenger RNA, 2341 nt
Organism: Nymphalis io (European peacock)
Lineage: Eukaryota; Metazoa; Arthropoda; Insecta; Lepidoptera; Nymphalidae
Gene: GSTz1
Product: probable maleylacetoacetate isomerase 2
Exons: 5
Coding region: 264-908 (214 amino acids)
Biological process (GO): L-phenylalanine catabolic process; glutathione metabolic process
Cellular component (GO): mitochondrion; cytoplasm
Molecular function (GO): maleylacetoacetate isomerase activity; glutathione transferase activity
Source: RefSeq, a predicted model, not a curated record
UUACAGAUUGAGAAACAGAAAGAGUGCAUUUUCAAGUAGCUAUUAAUUUUAUACAAAAUCCAUUCAAUUUAAAUUUCUCAUAUCAAUUAUUGAUUUAAUUGUUGUGUAACAUCGCAGUCAAGAUAAAUAAUUUAAAAAGUUUCGUUAAUUAUUUAGGAACAAACAACAAAUUUGCAAAAACAACAUAUAUUUUAUUUCUAUACGGUAUAUUUACCGCCGCCAAAAUUAGUUACUACUCUAAAUACAACGGAAAUAUUUCCACCAUGGCUAAGCCAGUAUUAUAUUCCUACUGGCGAAGCUCUUGUUCGUGGCGUGUUAGGAUUGCCUUGAACCUAAAAGAAAUACCAUAUGAUAUUAAAGCAGUAAGUCUGAUCAAAGGAGGUGGAGAACAGCACUGCAAUGAAUAUCGGGAGGUAAACCCUAUGGAACAAGUGCCGUCACUAGUUAUAGAUGGACACACAUUUGUAGAAUCACUUAGUAUAAUGCAUUAUUUAGAAGAAACAAGACCUCAGAGAGCUCUUAUGCCUCAAGAUUGUUAUAAGCGGGCGAAGGUUCGAGAGAUUUGUGAGGUCAUAUCAUCUGGCAUCCAGCCUCUACAAAAUUUAAUUGUUCUAAUAUAUGUGGGAGAAGAUAAGAAAAAGGAAUGGGCCCAACAUUGGAUUAUGCGCGGUUUCAGAGCAGUCGAAAAGCUUCUAUCGUCCUGUGCAGGAAAAUAUUGUGUUGGUGAUGAAAUAACUCUAGCUGACUGUUGCCUUGUGCCACAAGUGUUUAAUGCAAGAAGAUUCCAUGUUGACCUUCGUCCAUUCCCAAUAAUACUUCGCAUCGAUCGUGAGCUGGAGAAUCAUCCGGCUUUUCGCGCCGCGCAUCCCUCUGCGCAGCCCGACUGUCCACCGGAAGUAGCCAAAUGAACCUACGCCUGCGAACAUCACCACUCCCUAGAGUGGAUUCCCAUACACUUAUAAACAUAUUGUAAACCUUGACAUAAUUGUUAGCUAUAGUUUUUAAUUAGGUUUCUUCACAACCAUGUAUGAACCCUUUAAUUUUGAUAGUUUUUGUAGAAAAAUAUUUUAUAAACUCAUGCUUUAUUAAUAAUUAAAAAUAGUUCAGCUCAAAUCGCCUAUUUGCCAAAAUAAUAUUAUCAUAUAAAACUACUAAACUUAACAAUAGUCUUCUAGUCAAAUUAUUUGACUUCAAGUUAAAUAGUUGUGAUAUUUGAAACAAGAAAUUGGUUUAGCAACUAAAAUAUAGUCUUAACUAUUUAGAUUCUCAAUAUUUGGGUACAUCUUUUAAAAAAAAAACAGGUUCACACUAGAAUAAAUAUUGGACAAUAUGUUUAUACAACAACUAAAAUCGGCACCAAAAUAAUUAAUUGCAAUAUCGAAAUAUAUAUUCUACAUUUUUUAGCAUAUAUUUUAAUUUACUACACUCAUUUAUAGAUUCAAUUAAAAUAAUAGGCUUGUCUCAGAUAAGUGCGGAAUAAAAACAAUUUAUAGUUUUAUAAUAAUUAUUAUAGAAUUAUAUUUUUAAUUUCUGUUAAUAUUUUUGAUAGAUAUUUUAUUUGUUAAGUGUAUUUUGCUUAGCAUAUUUUAAUCUAGUCUUAUACUAGUUAUUUAUACAUUUUAAAUGGUUUUACAAGGUUUCACUGUCAAAUCCAAUAUGUAAAAGGACGACUAAUGAAAUAUUAGGAAGUAGUAUCUAUAAAUAAUCAUAAUUUUGUAGAACAGAAGUACCGCGGGUAUAUUUGGUACUAGUAGAGAUUGGGAAUAAGAAGCAACUGCGUUUUUCGAAUAAAGUUAUAGAGUUAAUUGUGUUACUUACAAACCAAUGAUUUGAUCUGUCAGUAAUCCAUAGAUACUAAAUCACUAAGUCUCAUUAUUACUUUUCCAUAAGUGAAAGUUUUAUUUCGCUUUUUAAUUGUAUUCUAGUGAUAACAAUUCCAAAUUUCGAAAAAGAUUCUACUUGAGAAGUAUUUUGUACCUGUGGAUUUCUGAGUUAUUCUAUCAAUUUUCAAUAAAAUAUAUAUGUAUAUUAUUUCGCAGUUUUAGAUAGUAUGAGAUUAUAUUACGUUUUUUUUUUGAAAGGCCAUAUUGUCGUAUUUCCUGAGUUAAAUUAUGCUUAGUUUAUUCUUAUAACAUUCCAAGCGUAAAAAUAUAUGUCUAAGAUUUUAUUCUUAUUGUUAUUUUAUUAUAUUUGGUAUGUGAAUCUAUUGUAGUGAUAUGUAAUUGGUAUGUGAUCUGUUUAUAUUCGUUUUUUAUGUGCAAUUUCAGUAGGAUUCAAAGCCUGAACUAGAUAUUUUUAAAAUAUUUUUUUUUUUAUCAUUAUAUACAACUUUUAUUGUUUU